AUGUCCGAUCACGAGUUUGGAGGCAACGACGAUCUGUCGCUUCCCAAGGCGACGGUGCAGAAGAUCGUGGGCGAGAUCCUGUCGCCCAGCGGGGCGUCGUUUGCCAAGGAGGCGCGCGACCUGCUGAUCGAGUGCUCGGUCGAGUUCAUCACGCUCAUCUCGUCCGAGGCCAACGAGAUCUCGGAGAAGGAGGCCAAGAAGACGAUUGCCUGCGACCACAUCACGAAGGCGCUCGAGCGCCUCGGCUUCUCCGACUACGUCCCGGCCGUGCUCGAAGCGGCGGCCGAGCACAAGGAGUCGCAAAAGGGUCGGGAGAAGAAGGCGGACAAGUUUGCCAACAGCGGCAUGUCGAUGGAGGAGCUCGCACGCCUGCAGGAGGAGCAGUUUGCCCAGGCGAGGCAGCGGCACACGUGA
Molecule: messenger RNA, 414 nt
Organism: Drechmeria coniospora
Lineage: Eukaryota; Fungi; Ascomycota; Sordariomycetes; Hypocreales; Ophiocordycipitaceae
Product: TBP-binding repressor protein
Exons: 4
Coding region: 1-414 (137 amino acids)
Biological process (GO): chromatin remodeling; negative regulation of transcription by RNA polymerase II; positive regulation of transcription by RNA polymerase II
Cellular component (GO): negative cofactor 2 complex
Molecular function (GO): TBP-class protein binding; protein heterodimerization activity; core promoter sequence-specific DNA binding
Source: RefSeq, a predicted model, not a curated record